Gaeumannomyces tritici R3-111a-1 is the source of this 321-nucleotide messenger RNA. RefSeq lists its product as hypothetical. The annotation marks the transcript as partial. The record is from RefSeq and is a predicted model, not a curated record. Lineage: Eukaryota; Fungi; Ascomycota; Sordariomycetes; Magnaporthales; Magnaporthaceae. The transcript is spliced from 2 exons.
AAAACGUUAAAUUUUUUUAAAUUCGUUUCCAAAAUAAACCAAUAUUUUAUAAAUUUAAAUUUUGCCUUUUUCGGCUUUAAUAAAAUAGCGGGAAUAAAAGGAACAAACAAAUGCCGAACCGUUAACAACCCAACGGUACCUAGCAAUACCGCGCUAUUUAAAAGCCGGAGCGCAACCAAUACGGGAACUUUUCGAAACCGUACGGUUGCAAUUACGAGCUUAUUUAUUAUUAAAAAUUUAAUUUUAACGCAAUACUUUACGUAUACAACCGUUUCGCCCCUAAAUCGUAAACCGCCCGGUACGGUUACAAUUAAGCUUUAA